This is a messenger RNA of Prunus armeniaca (apricot), 333 nucleotides long. NCBI's taxonomy places the organism in Eukaryota, Viridiplantae, Streptophyta, Magnoliopsida, Rosales, Rosaceae. The record is from the annotation of a GenBank genome assembly.
AUGCUUGAGAGAAAUCCAAAGCAAUGGCAUGAGAAGUUAUCAGAAACUCUGUGGGCAUAUAGGACUUCAAAAAGAGAAGCAACUGGCAUGACUCCAUAUGCUCUAACCUAUGGCCAUGACGCGAUUCUGCCUAUGGAGAUAGCAUUCCAGUCUUUCAAAAUUGCUCAUCAACACAAUCUAGUUGGGGAAGACUACUCUCAAGCCAUGCUACUAGAACUGAAAGGAUUAGAUACAAGUAGGGUUGACACCCUCAACAAACUCUUAGCAGGAAAACAGGCUGUGUCAAGAGCCUACAACAAAAUAGUAAAAAACAAGAGUUUUGAAGAAGGAUAA